GAGCUGUGUCUUUCCAGACAGUUAGAGCUCCAUACCUGCCCAACUUCCCUGAGGAAUUACCAAGAGAACGAGGCAAAAAGAAAAAAAAAAAAAGCAGCUUAGUCAUAUUUGUAUUCUUAUUAAAUGCAGGACUGCCUGAGGCCAACAAGAGCUGAUAUCAUAAUUAUUGGCUUGCCCAGCCAGCUGCCUUCUCUCACCUGAUGUAAGAUCAGAUCCUUCCAGCCUCUGGAGCCUCUGAGCUCCACUCUCUCUCUCUCUGGGCUCUUUGAAUGACCUAAUCCUGUCCUGGAGCAGCACCACGCCGUUGUGCUUCAGUAGAAAGGAUUUCUGCCUUUGGUGAUGGUUUCACUACUCCAGGACCAGUCCAGUAUUAAAUUUUCUCCUUCGGACACUCUGGAAAGGGACCAGCAGGACCUGAUGAAGGCACAGGGGGAUUCAAUAUCCCCAGUUCAGCAGAGUGACAACCCCAGCUACAGCUGCCAGCCCUAUGAGCCAGAGUCCAGGACAGAAAGGACGAGCUCGGAAUCCUCUCCCAGCCCCAGCCCUGCUUCCCCAUGCCAGGACCCCAGCCAGGGGGGGUUCCCUGCCAGCCAAGGACUCCCCUGUGCCAAGAACAAAUUCAGAGCAUCCUUCAGCAGCGAGAGAUUCCGGCGCUGCAGCUACGAGGAGAACCCUGCCAGCAGCUACGAGCGCUUCCUCAAGAGCACCAGGAACCCCUUCCACCCCUACAAGAGGCAGAUCAGCGAGGAUGUUUUCCAGGAGGCUCACCAGGCCCUGCCACCAGAAGCUUCUCCCUUCAAAAGGAGCAUCGAUGGCUUCGAGGGUCUGCCAGGAUCUGCUGAGGAGCCGGAGGCGUUUCCCACCCACAUCCCAAACAUCUCCGGGGAGCAGCCGUGGUGUGACAGCCUCCAGUACAGCAGCCCGGGGCAGGAGCACGGCUCUCAGCUCAUGCAGGAUUCAGACCUGAAGCUCAGGACAUCCCCCCUGGAAGGGCAGCCUGGCUUGUACUGCUACCAGCCCCAGGUGCAGCAGAUGUAUUGCUCCUCACAUCCCUUCCACCAGUACCCCUCAGGAGGCAGCUACCCCGUGACUUACAUCGCUUCCUCGCACUACCCCUACCAAAGGAUUGCUCCUCAAAGCAGCCAAGAGUCUCAGCAGCCUCUGUUUCCCAAACCCAUCUACUCCUACAGCAUCCUGAUCUUCAUGGCUCUCAAAAACAGCAAGACAGGGAGUUUGCCAGUCAGUGAGAUUUACAAUUUCAUGACAGAACACUUCCCUUACUUUAAGACAGCUCCAGAUGGUUGGAAGAAUUCCGUGCGCCACAAUUUAUCUUUGAACAAGUGCUUUGAGAAAGUUGAGAACAAGUCAGGGAAUUCUUCUCGGAAGGGCUGUUUGUGGGCUCUGAACCCAGCCAAGAUUGACAAAAUGCAGGAGGAGCUUCAGAAAUGGAAGAGGAAAGACCCAGUUGCUGUGAGGAAGAGUAUGGCAAAGCCAGAAGAGCUUGACACCCUGAUAGGCGACAAGAGCGAGAAGCUGCGCUCGUCCCUGGUGUCGUGCAGCCCGACGGGCGCUGCAGGUGCCUCCCUCUCCAGGCAGAUGGCAGCGCAAUCCCAUCCCUUGUGCGAGCCCUCGCUCUCCUCGGGCAUCCCGCAGGGCUUCCACGGCAUCCACGCCUCGGCAGCCCUGCCCGCCAAGAGCCCCCUGCCCGCUCUGCUGGGGGGGCAGCAGCCCGGCUGCUACGCAUCCCCCCAGGGCUUCCCCCAGAUCCCCACGGCGCUGCUGCAGCACACGCCCGAGCCUCCGAGCCUGUUCCCUGCUGGGGAGGCUCAAAGCCAGCUCCGGACUCAGCCCAGCAUCCCUCAGGAUUCCCCAGUGCCGGCUCAGAGCCCCCCGAGCUGCGGGAUGAAGAUGCUGCCCGAGCAUUCUCCCGCCAGGACGGUGCAGGACACGCUGCUGCAGGAGGGAGACCUCAGCAAUGACAUCGAUGCUCUCAACCCAUCCCUCACUGAUUUUGAUCUCCAAGGGAAUCUUUGGGAGGAGCUGAAGGACGACAGCCUGGCCGUGGAUCCCCUUGUCCUCAUUUCAUCAUCCCCGCAGUGUUUUCCCUCGCACUGCCAGCUGGAGAGCGGCGGCGGCGCGCCCAGCGCGCACGGGAGCGCGCACGGGAGCGCGCACGGGAGCGCGCCGGAGCUGCAGCUCACCACGCUCUACUCGGCCUUCAUGGAGCUGGACACGGUGUCCCCGUCCUACCUGAGCAACAACGCCGGCUCCAAACCCAUCGCCCUGAUGUGAACCACAGCCCGGAGGCAUCGCCCGGCACUGCCCACGGGAACAGGAAUUUUAUCUCUUUUUUUUUUUUUUUUUCCCAGAACUCGCCCGCAGGAUAUGUAGCUUUACCGUGAUGAUUUUCUACAGACUGAUGUAAAAACAAAACAAAACAAAAAAAAAUAGAAAAAAAAUGUAAAAUAUUAUUUAAAGAGAAUAUGGUUAACAGCUGAACUUGUCAACACCAUUUUAUCAAGCCACUCAUCUUCUUCGUCUUCCAGAAAUAAGAGGAAAACAAAUUCUUGACCUUUUUUUCCCCUCUCUUUUUAUUUUUUUUUCUUUAACAAAAGCUGCUUGCAAAUGAACACAGAACUCACAGCACACAACCAUUUAACUUAUUUCUUGGAGCCACUGAUGGCAACAACAUCCAGCACAGAUCACUCAAAAUAUAAAAUCUGCCUAUUAAAACAUUCAUAGUCCCCUUGAAAGAAGUUCUGGGUUUUGGUAAAUGUGAACUGAAAAUUCUGCAAGUAUUAGAAGAUAGAGGACAAGCUGCUGACAGACUAAACCAAAGCAACAAAUAUACUUCAGUGGAAAAUAUCAAAGUUUUACUGUAUUUAAAAAGAAAUUUUAAACUCUGCUUUUUUAAUAAAAAAGAACAAAACUA
Messenger RNA from Serinus canaria (Common canary), 2932 nucleotides. RefSeq names its product forkhead box N1 (gene FOXN1). Gene Ontology annotation, molecular function: DNA-binding transcription factor activity, RNA polymerase II-specific; transcription cis-regulatory region binding. The transcript is spliced from 9 exons. Gene Ontology annotation, biological process: regulation of transcription by RNA polymerase II. Bases 340 to 2292 code for a protein of 650 amino acids. The record is from RefSeq and is a predicted model, not a curated record. NCBI's taxonomy places the organism in Eukaryota, Metazoa, Chordata, Aves, Passeriformes, Fringillidae.